CUGGGAACCAAUCAGCGCGCGGCGUGGCUGUGUGUUUAUAUAGACACUCUCCGCACCGGCCGCGCCACUCGCAGACUAAUUUUUUUUAAUCUGCCAGGUACUCUCGCCAACAACCAUGUCCGAGACCGCACCGACCGCGCCUCCCGCUCCUUCUGCGGAGAAGACGCAAAUCAAGAAGCGAGGGAAGAAGCAGGUGGGCCUGGCGGGUGUGAAUCGCAAGACGCCAAGCCCGUCGGUGUCCAAGGUGAUCACGGAGGCCUUGUCGCUGUCCCAGGAGCGGGCGGGCAUGUCGCUGGCCGCGCUCAAGAAGGCGCUGGCGGCCGCGGGCUACGACGUGGACAAGAACAACAGCCGCAUCAAGCUGGGCCUCAAGAGCCUGGUGAGCAAGGGCACCCUGCUGCAGACCAAGGGCACCGGCGCCUCGGGCUCCUUCAAGCUCAACAAGAAGGCGGCCUCCGGGGAGGCCAAGCCCAAGGCCAAGAAGGCGGGUGCGGCCAAGCCCAGGAAACCCGCAGGCGCGGCUAAGAAGCCCAAGAAGCCCGCGGGGUCCGCCACCCCCAAGAAGAGCGCCAAGAAGACCCCGAAGAAGCCCAAGAAGCCGGCGGCGGCGGCGGGAGCCAAGAAAGCAGCCAAGAGCCCCAAGAAGGUGAAGGCCGCCAAGCCCAAGAAGCCGGCGAAGAGCCCGGCCAAGGCCAAAGCCGCCAAGGCCAAGGCGCCCAAGCCGAAAGCUGCCAAGCCCAAGAAGGCCGCCCCCAAGAAGUGAGGACCCGACUGACUCCGUGAAUACAAAGGCUCUUUUCAGAGCCACCCACGUCAUCCGACAAAGAGCUGGUGACACCACAUUCCCUGGAUGGGGUGGGAGGCGGCGGACCUGAGGCUGUUCUUAUGCGUUACGCCUGGUGCUUGGUGGUCUGUGUGUUAAGAGUAAGUACACGUUUACUUUCCCAGUGAAGGGGGCGCUAAAGUGCUUUUGGGGUUUAAGGUUGAGUGCCGCUCGCUUUUCCAGGGCUCCACUAUUUUGCCCUUGAGACCCAGCCAGGUAUCCAGAGAGGCCUUUACUGCUGAAUAGAAGUUGUGAUACCAUGUGAGAACUUGUGAAUCAAAAGUACACGAACUGGCAUGCACUUAAAAAAAAAAAAAAGGAGCUGUUAAUAAUUGUGAGGAUUAAACCAUUUCCCACUACA
Myotis brandtii (Brandt's bat) is the source of this 1184-nucleotide messenger RNA. Its product is annotated as histone H1.3-like. Gene Ontology annotation, cellular component: nucleosome. NCBI's taxonomy places the organism in Eukaryota, Metazoa, Chordata, Mammalia, Chiroptera, Vespertilionidae. Gene Ontology annotation, molecular function: structural constituent of chromatin; DNA binding. The record is from RefSeq and is a predicted model, not a curated record. Gene Ontology annotation, biological process: nucleosome assembly.